Messenger RNA from Esox lucius (northern pike), 4801 nucleotides. RefSeq names its product TLE family member 2, transcriptional corepressor b (gene tle2b). The record is from RefSeq and is a predicted model, not a curated record. The transcript has 20 exons. Gene Ontology annotation, biological process: regulation of DNA-templated transcription; negative regulation of canonical Wnt signaling pathway. Bases 829 to 3129 code for a protein of 766 amino acids. Gene Ontology annotation, molecular function: transcription corepressor activity; protein binding. NCBI's taxonomy places the organism in Eukaryota, Metazoa, Chordata, Actinopteri, Esociformes, Esocidae. Gene Ontology annotation, cellular component: transcription regulator complex; nucleus.
GCUCCACCUUAAGCAGAGCUCUAGCAGUCUGUGUGUUUGUGUUGAAGCCAACAGGCACAAUAUAUUACAGUGUAGGACUCGCUGCUGAAAACCCUGCUGGAUCUUCUUGUGACCUGCUGUUCUUUCCUGCUUUCCGGUGUUUUUUUACAUUUAGAUUAAAAACAAAUCUCCCUCUCUCCCAGUCCCCCCCUAUUCUUUUUCUUUUCUAUUCCAACAGACAAGCCAUCCCUUCAGUUUCGUGUUCUGCUCCAUAUGUGAAGACGAGGGACUGGAGGUACUGUAGAUUGUUGGUGAAUUUGGAUGGAGGAGUGUAGUAUUUUUGUUUUUAUGUUGUCGGAGGGGUUGGUGACGGAACAGGGAGGUACUGGGGGGUACUUCGAUAUAAUGCUCAGGCUUCACUGCCAUGUCAAUGCGUAUGGAUUCUAACUGAUCGGAGAGUAAAAAGGACAACGAGAGAGGAAGAGGAGAAACGAGAGUGCUACUUUGGUUACACAGAGGAGACGGAAAGAAGAAAAAGGAGCCAAAGUGCGGCACGGGGAUCCGUUUUCUAGUUAUACUCGUCGGAUGCACUGACAGACUGAGCUCUCCCAGCUGUGUUGACAGGCUCCCGUGAGAAGACAGUGAGGGAGAGAGGCGAAGAGAGCAGGACUGGGCUGGAGGAAGGACUGCUCUCCCGCCUUGCCUGCGACCAGACCAGAUCAGACCAGAGCAGGGAAGAGAGAUCUGGACUGGGCUGUGUUCCUUGUGGAGGGCAAAGGAGUGAAGGGCCAGGGGACGGGCUCUGACCUGUCCAUCAAGCGGACUGUGAGCAUCUCUUCUACUGGGACAAUGUACCCUCAGGGCAGGCAUCCGGUCCCUCUUCAGCCUGGCCAGUCUUUCAAGUUCACAGUCCUGGAGACCCUGGACCGCAUCAAGGAGGAGUUCCAGUUCCUCCAGGCCCAAUACCACAGCCUGAAACUGGAGUGUGAGAAGCUGGCCAGUGAGAAGACCGAGAUGCAGAGACACUACAUCAUGUACUAUGAGAUGUCCUAUGGGCUGAACAUUGAGAUGCACAAGCAGGCGGAGAUUGUGAAGCGUCUCAGUGCCAUCUGUGCUCAGAUCAUCCCCUUCCUCUCUCAAGAACACCAACAGCAGGUGGUCCAGGCAGUGGAGAGGGCCAAGCAGGUCACCAUGGCCGAACUCAACGCCAUCAUUGGGCAGCAGCAGCUCCAGCACCUGUCUCACCACACCCCAGGUAUCCCUCUGACACCCCACCCAUCAGGCCUCUCUAUAGGGGGAGGCUCGGGCCUGCUGGCCCUUACUGGAGCUUUAGGGGUCUCAGCCCACCUGGCCUCCAAGGAUGAACGCAACCACCUGGACCCUGAGCACCUGAGAGAGGGUGCACCCAGCAGGAGUAAGUCUGUCUCAUCAACAGACAGCCAGCCAGUGGAGGAGCGUCAGGGCCCGUCAGGGGGGUAUUCUUCCUCACAGGGAGGUAACGACAGCAAAAGGAGGCGUUGUGAAGACAAGGAGGCCCUCCCACCUCACUAUGACAGUGAUGGAGACAAGAGUGAGGACAACCUGGUGGUGGACGUCUCUAAUGAGGAGCCCACGUCCCCUGUGGGAACCCCUCCUCGCUCCCCCCACGGGAACGGUCUGGACCGGGCCCCUAACCUGAGGAAGGAGUUACCAGGGUCCCCCAGGAGCCCCGGGGCAGCCCCUUCCUCUCCUCAACCACGCAGUCCCCCCGUGGGCAAGGCCAAGGACUCAGCACAGAUGGAGAAGUCUGGGUCUCCACUGUCUAAGUCGAGCACCCCGUCCCCGUCUCACUGCGAGGCCCUAACCCCCGGCCCUGCGGGCCCGAGUACGUCCUGCCUUCGAUUGGUCAGCAAGGCUGCCACCUCUGCUGACCCCCUGGCUCUCCGCAGUCCCCUAUCUGUGCCCUCUGGUUCAUACCCGGCUCACUUUGGGGUGGUGUCCCACGCAGGCCUUAACGGGGAGCUGGCGAGUCCCGGGGGCUUCGGGGGCCCCCUCACUCUCUCGCCCCAGAUCAGCGCUGCCGCCAGCGCCUACACGCGCAGCCCCUUGGUUGCGUAUGAGUCUCGCUCUCACCUCAGGGCGCCAGGGCUUUCCUCUUCACUGUCUGGUGGAUCCUCUGGGGGAAAACCUGCCUACUCUUUCCAUGUGAGCGCGGAUGGACAGAUGCAGCCGGUGCCUUUCCCUCCGGACGCCCUGCUAGGCCCGGGGAUCCCGCGGCACGCCCGUCAGAUCCACACUCUGAACCAUGGAGAGGUGGUGUGUGCUGUCACCAUCAGCACCUCCACACGCCACGUGUACACAGGGGGGAAGGGCUGUGUCAAGGUGUGGGACAUCAGCCAGCCUGGGAGCAAGAGUGCCAUGGCCCAGCUGGACUGUCUGAACAGGGAUAACUACAUCCGCUCCUGCAAACUCCUCCCCGAUGGGCGGACCCUCAUCGUUGGAGGUGAAGCCAGUACGCUGUCAAUCUGGGACUUGGCCACACCCACUCCCCGCAUCAAGGCGGAGUUGACGUCAUCUGCCCCGGCCUGCUACGCUCUGGCCAUCUCCCCCGACAACAAGGUCUGCUUUUCCUGCUGCAGCGACGGAAACAUUGUAGUCUGGGACCUGCACAACCAGACCCUGGUCAGGCAGUUCCAGGGUCACACUGAUGGGGCCAGCUGCAUUGACAUCUCCAACGAUGGGACCAAACUGUGGACGGGGGGGCUGGACAACACAGUACGCUGCUGGGACCUGAGAGAGGGCAGACAGCUGCAGCAACACGACUUCACCUCACAGAUCUUCUCCCUGGGCUACUGUCCUACAGGAGAGUGGCUGGCAGUAGGCAUGGAGAGCAGUAAUGUAGAAGUGCUGCAUGUCUCUAAACCAGACAAGUACCAGCUGCACCUCCAUGAAAGCUGUGUUCUCUCACUGAAGUUUGCCUCCUGUGGCAAGUGGUUUGUGAGCACUGGGAAGGACAAUCUGCUGAAUGCAUGGAGGACACCAUAUGGAGCCAGUAUUUUCCAGUCCAAGGAGUCUUCGUCGGUCCUGAGUUGCGAUGUGUCACCAGAUGAUAAGUACAUAGUGACCGGUUCUGGAGACAAGAAGGCUACGGUGUAUGAGGUGGUUUACUGAGAACAUGAGAAGGGGGCAGGGUCAUUCAGAGGGGCGGGUGGCUUGGUGGGUGGGUCGGACGGGGAACAACAUUCAUGCCCACAGCCAGGCAGGUGGGGGCAACCAUGGUUCUUCUGUACAGUAGCAAAGCUCCCAUGCUCCAGUUCCCAAAGACCCUCACUACUCCUCCUAAUGUCAGCUAGAUGUUUAAUCCAGCACCCACCCCCAGUAGCCUGAGGAGGAGGCAAGAAAUAAGGAAAGAGAAGUGAGGACGAGAGGAAUAUGCGGGGCGAUAAGUACAGAGAAAGAAAGAAGUAGACUGCUCGAGAUAACGAGAGAAGGAAGGAGAGAGAUUGAGAGGAGGGGUAAUUAGUACGGUUUCCUGAUUAAGAGCUCAGCGGAAGGGAAACCCCAGAGGAGUGGGCCACUCUGGGAGCUGCAGCAAGGAGCACUGAUACCAGACAAUCGAUUUCAUUAGCCUGACAGUGGAACCCUUAAUGAGGCCGACGCUGAACCGCAACUCCCCAGCCAGGGGUGUCAGGAGCUGGGUAGAUCUAGCGCCUUGAGCCAGGCCAUGUUGGAGCUCUGCCCCAGAGAUGUAACCAUAACACAGAGAGAUAGAUACACAUACAAAGCCUUUCACCCAAUUAAAUAUUCAUAGCAGCGCUCCCCGUCUCACUCCCCUAAUAUCUAUUUUAUUUUCGUCUCACAAAGGCAGCAUUUAAUGAGGAGCAGAGUCAAUCUAGGUCUCUGUGGGUCCCUGUGCCACAAACACUGAACAGGAGCAGUGCUGUACAUCCUAAUGCUCACCAAUGGGUUGUUCUCCUGACGAUGCUCCCUACUUAAUGCUCUUUAACUCUUUGUAUUAUACUACAUGCUCCAAAGGGUGGCAAAUUAAGAAAAGAUGAUAUCCAUGUAUACUGAAAAAAAAACUUGCUUAACUAGAACUUGCCUCACAGUUCCUAAAUGUGUAGAUUUUUUUAUAGUCACGCUACAGCUGCUUUACAUUAUUUAUUUUUAGUUUCAGUACUGGUUUCUUUGUUUUUAAGAGGAAGCUAUGGUUGCCUGUGCCUGUGAAUUGACCUUGGUUAGUAGGGGGCCAGGAGGGUUUGACUCCUCCCCCUAGCAGAAACACACAGUGGUGGGGCAGAUUGAUGUUUUUUUGUUUACUCUUUUAUUUUUUUUUAUUUUAUUUUUAUAUCUGAUGUGUCCUCCUUGGAGAACGGGCCCUUAAAAUGGCCCUCCAUUUUUGGGACAGCUUUUUCAGACAAAUUCUUUUGGUUCCUGUUUCAAGCAGAAGUGAUAACCGUGCUUCAGUAUGUUCAGUCAUUGGUGUGUGAUGCUAUUGGAGUGUUUCUGUUCAGUCUGUGGUUAGUGUACAGAAGCAGGUGUUGGGGACGGGAGACCAUGAGAUGUGUCCAGUAUUUGAUGCCUGCCUCCCCCUCCCAACUCACUGUCGUUAGCCAUAGACCGUCUCCCUACGCUCACUGUCAGCAAAACCUUCAUAUCCCCUGCUUCUGCUUCCUCUGUUCCCACAGUUAAUGACUUUUAUAUUUUAAACCUAUCAUUUAGUUACUUUUUAAAGCCAAGGAACUUAAAAAAAAAAAAAGCACUGUUUCCUUCCUGGCGCAUUUCCCAUGUGUUGUACAAGAAAGUGAAAAAUAAAUAAAGAAACUGUGUCCAUCUUUUUCAA